AUGGCUCCAAUGGCUCAAAUUCCCGAUGGCCCCGUCUCGGAGGGCACCUAUGGAUUCGUUUACGGAGUGUCAGGACCUGUGGUGACAGCCGAAAAGAUGGCAGGAUCGGCGAUGUACGAGCUGGUCCGUGUCGGUCACUCCGAACUGGUAGGCGAGAUCAUUCGUUUGGAAGGCGAUUUUGCAACGAUUCAAGUUUACGAAGAGACUUCAUCCGUUACGAUUGGCGACCCUGUACUUCGAACCGGAAAACCGCUGUCUGUCGAACUCGGCCCUGGAAUCAUGGGUGCGAUUUUUGACGGAAUUCAACGUCCUUUGAAAGAAAUCGCCGAUAUGACAAAGUCAAUUUACAUUCCGAAAGGAGUGUCAACUCGAGCGUUGUCUCGUGAUAAUCGAUGGGACUACACUGCAAACAAAGAAAUUACUGUCGGAUCCCAUGUGACUGGAGGUGAUGUGAUCGGAUCUGUACAAGAAAAUCUACUGAUUAAGCACAAGAUAAUGAUCCCACCAAACUCCUGCGGUACCGUUACUUACGUCGCCCCGUCUGGUCAAUAUACUAUCGAAGAUGUGCUGCUAGAGCUGGAGUUUGAAGGUAACAAAGAAAAGCUAACGAUGCUUCAGAUCUGGCCCGUACGAAAACCCCGUCCAUGCGCUGAGAAGCUUGCUGCCAACUUCCCCCUGCUGUGCGGUCAAAGAGUGCUGGAUGCUCUUUUCCCAUGUGUACAAGGAGGAACCACGGCAAUCCCCGGCGCUUUCGGUUGUGGAAAGACUGUGAUCUCUCAGUCCUUGUCCAAAUUUUCUAACUCUGACGCCAUCAUAUACGUAGGAUGCGGAGAAAGAGGCAACGAAAUGUCUGAGGUAUUGCGUGAUUUUCCUGAGCUGACUAUGGAAGUCGAAGGAGUCACAACUUCAAUCAUGAAGCGAACAGCCCUGGUGGCGAACACUUCCAACAUGCCUGUAGCCGCUCGAGAGGCUUCCAUUUACACAGGAAUCACUUUAGCCGAGUACUUCCGUGACAUGGGUUUGCACGUUGCCAUGAUGGCUGACUCAACGUCCCGAUGGGCUGAGGCACUUCGUGAGAUUUCCGGUCGACUGGGUGAAAUGCCUGCCGAUUCAGGAUACCCGGCUUACUUGGCUGCUCGACUAGCUUCCUUCUAUGAACGUGCUGGCAAGGUGAAAUGUCUCGGCAGUCCCGAACGUGAAGGAUCGGUAACAAUUGUGGGAGCUGUGUCGCCUCCUGGUGGUGACUUCGCAGAUCCGGUUACUUCCGCUACCCUAGGUAUCGUGCAGGUGUUCUGGGGUUUGGAUAAGAAGUUGGCUCAACGAAAGCAUUUCCCUUCAAUCAACUGGUUGAUCUCCUACAGCAAGUAUAUGCGAGCUUUGGAAGAGUACUACGAGAAGACAUUUCCUGAAUUCGUGGCACUGCGAACAAAGUGUAAGGAGAUUUUGCAAGAAGAAGAAGAUCUUUCAGAAAUUGUGCAGCUGGUCGGCAAAGCGUCCCUUGCAGAAAGCGACAAAAUCACUCUGGAAGUGGCCAAACUCAUCAAAGAUGAUUUCCUGCAGCAAAACGGCUACACUCCAUACGAUCGCUUCUGUCCAUUUUACAAAACUGUCGGAAUGCUCAAGAACAUGAUUGCCUUCUACGAUUUGGCCCGGCACGCAGUAGAAAGCACUGCCCAAACGGAAAACAAGGUGACUUGGGCAGUUAUCAGGGAUCACUUGGGUGAUCUCAUGUAUCAGUUAUCGUCCAUGAAGUUCAAAGAUCCGGUGAAGGAUGGUGAAGAAAAAAUCAAAAAGGAUUACGAUGAACUUCUUGAAGCUUUGAAUACAGGGUUCAGAAACCUUGAGCUCGACUAG
This is a messenger RNA of Cylicocyclus nassatus, 1854 nucleotides long. NCBI's taxonomy places the organism in Eukaryota, Metazoa, Nematoda, Chromadorea, Rhabditida, Strongylidae. The record is from the annotation of a GenBank genome assembly.